Molecule: messenger RNA, 3939 nt
Organism: Fraxinus pennsylvanica
Lineage: Eukaryota; Viridiplantae; Streptophyta; Magnoliopsida; Lamiales; Oleaceae
Source: the annotation of a GenBank genome assembly
AUGGAAUUCCUCCAUCUGUCUGGCUAUGUAGUUUUUGUGUUUAAGGUGUUGUUUAUCGUAUCUAUAGUAAAUGCAGAGAGCUCUAUAGCUGCAAAUGCCACGCAGGGAAAAAGGCAUUCCGAAGAAUAUUGUGCCAUGUAUGACAUCUGUGGAGCACGCAGUGAUGGGAAAGUACUGAAUUGCCCUGUUGGAUCCCCAUCUGUUAAGCCAGACGACCUACUUUCAGCAAAGAUUCAAAGUUUGUGCCCAACUAUAACUGGAAAUGUCUGUUGUACAGAGCCUCAGUUCGAGACUUUACGGUCGCAAGUCCAACAAGCAAUCCCUUUUCUUGUAGGAUGUCCAGCAUGCUUGAGAAAUUUUUUGAAUUUAUUCUGCGAGCUUACAUGUUCUCCCAAUCAGAGUCAGUUUAUCAACGUGACUUCCAUUUCCAAGGUUGGAAAUAAUUUGACCGUCGAUGGAAUUGACUUUUACAUCACUGACACUUUUGGUGAAGGAAUGUUCGAAUCCUGCAAGGAUGUUAAAUUUGGUACUAUGAAUACUCGAGCCAUAGAAUUCAUUGGUGCUGGUGCCAAAAAUUUUAGAGAGUGGUAUGCUUUUAUUGGUAGAAAAGCACCUCUUGGUGUGCCAGGAUCGCCGUAUGCUAUUAAUCUGUCGCCUAGUGCUCCCGAGUCAUCUGGAAUGAAACCUAUGAAUGUGUCUACAUAUUCAUGUGGUGACACUUCGUUAGGCUGUUCGUGUGGUGAUUGUCCUUCAUCUCCCGUCUGCUCAAAUUCAGCCUCUUCUUCUCCUCACCAGGAAGGUUCAUGUUCUGUGAGAAUAGGGUCUCUUAAGGCAAAAUGUGUCGAUGUUGCUGUAACAUUAUUGUAUAUUAUAUUAGUCUCUGCGUUUCUUGGGUGGGGUUUCGUCCAUAAAAAAAGGAGAAGUUCUGAUUCGAGAACAAAACCAUUAGUUAAUGUCACCAAUGGUGGUGUUGUUCGUCAAGUAAACAGGCAGAAAGACGACAAUAUACCAAUGCAGAUGCUUGAGGAUGUUCCUCAAAUUUCUAAUGGCGUUCAACUUUCAAUCGUGCAAGGAUACAUGUCAAAGUUUUACAGGAGAUAUGGAACAUGGGUUGCUAGAAAUCCAAUGCUUGUGUUGUGUUCGUCACUGGCUAUUGUUCUUGUGCUUUGCUUAGGUCUUAUUCGUUUCCAAGUAGAGACAAGGCCGGAGAAGCUAUGGGUAGGCCCUGGGAGUAGAGCUGCCGAAGAAAAACAAUAUUUUGACAAUCACCUUGCCCCCUUUUACAGAAUCGAGCAGCUCAUAAUAGCCACAAUCCCAGACACAGGCGGAAAAGCACCGACAAUUGUGACAGAAAACAAUAUAAAGUUACUGUUUGAUGUACAGAAAAAGGUAGAUGCUAUUAAAGCUAAUUUCUCUGGUGAGAUGGUAUCUCUGACCGACAUUUGCAUGAAGCCCCUCGGCAAAGAUUGUGCAACUCAGAAUGUUCUUCAGUAUUUCAAGAUGGAUCCUGCAAACUAUGAUGGCUUUGGGGGUCUUGAACAUGUUGAAUAUUGUUUUCAGCAUUAUACUUCAGCGGAAACGUGUAUGAGCGCAUUUAAAGCUCCACUUGAUCCAAGCACUUCUCUUGGUGGUUUCUCUGGAAAUAACUAUUUGGAGGCUUCUGCAUUCAUUGUGACCUACCCUGUGAACAACGCAAUUGAUAAGGAUGGGAAUGAUACUAAGAGGGCAGUGGCAUGGGAGAAAGCCUUCAUUCAGCUAGCAAAGGACGAACUCUUGCCAAUGGUCCUGGCUAAAAACUUAACACUCUCAUUUUCAUCGGAAAGUUCUGUUGAGGAAGAACUAAAAAGAGAGAGCACUGCAGAUGCUAUAACUAUCUUGAUAAGCUAUCUUGUAAUGUUUGCUUACAUAUCUUUGACUCUGGGAGAUACUCCCCGUUUCUCCUCGUGCUACAUCUCAUCUAAGGUAUUGCUCGGUCUUUCGGGAGUUAUGCUUGUCCUGCUUUCUGUACUUGGAUCUGUUGGGUUUUUCAGUGCAAUUGGAAUAAAAUCAACACUUAUAAUAAUGGAAGUCAUCCCUUUUCUUGUUUUGGCUGUUGGGGUAGACAACAUGUGCAUACUGGUGCAAGCAGUUAAACGGCAACAGUCAGAAUUGCCUUUAGAGGGACGAAUUAGUAAUGCACUCGUAGAAGUUGGACCAUCUAUAACACUAGCAAGUCUAUCUGAGGUUUUAGCAUUUGCGGUUGGAAGUUUUAUUCCUAUGCCAGCUUGCCGUGUUUUUUCCAUGUUUGCAGCACUUGCUGUUAUGUUGGACUUCCUUCUGCAAGUUACUGCUUUUGUUGCCUUGAUUAUUUUUGACUUCCUGAGAGCUGAGGACAACAGGAUUGAUUGUUUUCCUUGUAUAAAACUCUCUGGUUCAAAUCCUGAUCCCGAUAAAGGCAGUCAUCUUCAUAAACCUGGACUGUUAGCUCGAUAUAUGAAGGAAAUUCACGCUCCCUUUCUGAAUAUUUGGGGUGUUAAAAUAGCAGUUAUCUCUGUCUUUGUUGCUUUUGCAUUGGCAAGCAUUGCCUUAUGUACAAGAAUUCAACCUGGUUUAGAACAGCAAAUUGUUCUCCCUAGAGACUCGUAUCUUCAGGGUUACUUUAAUAAUGUCUCAGAGUAUCUCAGAAUAGGACCACCACUGUACUUUGUCGUGAAAAACUACAACUAUAGUUCAGAUUCAAGACAAACCAACCAGCUUUGCUCCAUAAGCCAAUGUGAUUCUAAUUCUCUUUUAAAUGAGAUUGCAAGAGCUUCUUUAGUACCGGAGUCGAGUUAUGUUGCUAAACCCGCGGCUUCGUGGCUUGAUGAUUUUCUUGUUUGGAUCUCUCCGGAAGCUUUUGGAUGCUGUAGGAAAUUCACAAAUGGGAGUUAUUGCCCCCCUGAUGAUCAGCCUCCUUGUUGUUCGUCAAGUGAUGGAUCUUGUGGCCUCAGCACAGUUUGCAAGGAUUGCACAACGUGUUUCCGCCGCUCAGAUUUACAAAAUGCACGUCCAUCCACAGCACAAUUCAGGGAGAAGCUUCCUUGGUUCCUCAGUGCUUUGCCUUCUUCUGAUUGCGCAAAAGGUGGAAAUGGGGCUUACACAAACAAUGUCGAGCUUAAAGGCUACGAGGAUGGAAUCAUUCAAGCUUCAGCAUUUCGUACAUAUCACACACCACUUAAUAAACAAUCUGAUUUUGUCAACUCAAUGAGCGCUGCACGAGAUUUUAGUUCAAAAAUGUCUGAUUCUUUGAAGAUUGAGGUGUUCCCAUAUGCUGUAUUUUAUAUGUUCUUCGAGCAAUAUCUCAACAUAUGGAAGACGGCACUAAUCAACCUAGCUAUAGCUACUGGUGCUGUUUUCAUCGUUUGUCUAGUUAUCACAUGCAGUUUCUGGACUUCAGCUAUUAUUCUUCUUGUGUUGAUAAUGAUCGUUGUGGAUAUCAUGGGUGUAAUGGCAAUUCUGAAUAUUCAACUCAAUGCAGUGUCUGUUGUUAACCUCAUAAUGUCUGUGGGUAUAGCCGUCGAGUUUUGUGUGCAUAUUACACAUGCUUUCUUGGUAAGUAGUGGAGAUAGAAAUCAACGCAUGAAGGAGGCUCUGACAACAAUGGGGGCUUCCGUUUUCAGUGGAAUCACGCUCACGAAGCUCGUUGGUGUGCUUGUUCUUUGCUUUUCGAAGACCGAAGUCUUCGUGGUUUACUAUUUCAAAAUGUACCUUUCUUUGGUGCUACUAGGUUUCUUGCAUGGGCUCGUCUUUUUACCUGUAUUAUUGAGCAUGUUUGGUCCUCCAUCGAGAGGAGCUGUUCUUUUUUCUUUUUUCCGUGAUGGUUCGUUGCUAAAGGCGGGCCAGCCUGUGCCCAGUCGUUCUGGACCUGGUCAUUCUGCAUAUGUUACUGGAAUAUUACCCCGGGAUGAAGUCUGGUUCUAA